UUGAGGACAAACCCCAAGAAUUGAUCAACUUUUACGUGUGAACAAUCAGUGAAAAUCACACAGCAGACGUGUACGUGUGGUAGUAGGAAAGGGUAGAAAUGCAGAUGUUUCUCUCUCGAAUGCACAGGCCAUGUCUGGCUAGGAGCUCAAAUUAUUGGAAUGUAAUUGAUUUCACGGCCAGAUUCUACCGGCCUAGCGGUGCAUUAUGUCAGAAGUCUGCAGCAGUGAACCACACAUUCUCUGAUCUCCCGGAGAUGCCUAAGUGCCACUUCAGUCCUGAGCCGUACCAGGGCAUGUCUGCCAAGCAGAUGAUGCAUAUUAGGCAACAGAACUGCAACCCCAUGACUAUGAAGGUGACCUCAUACAAAAAGCCAGUGUUUAUCCAUCAGGGCCACAUGCAGUGGCUGUGGGAUGUGGAUGGUAGGCGUUACUUGGACCUCUUUGCUGGAGUGGCCACAGUCAGUGUCGGUCACUGUCAUCCGAAGGUGACAGCUGCAGCAGAGAAACAAUUAAGACGCCUUUGGCACACAACGAACAUCUACGUUUACCCUACCAUCCAUGAAUACAUAGAGAAGUUAGUGGCUCUUCUUCCUGAACCACUGAAGGUGGUGUACCUGACAAAUAGUGGUUCAGAGGCCAAUGAUUUGGCCAUGCUUAUGGCACGUCUACACACUGGCAACUUUGACAUUAUUACCUUCAGAGGUUCAUAUCACGGUGGUAGCCCACAGACUAUGGGACUAACGUCAAACACAGCAUACAAGUAUCCUGUUGCCUCUGGACUCGGUUGUCAUAAUACCAUGUGUCCUGAUGUGUUCAGAGGCCCCUGGGGAGGCAGUCACUGUAGGGACUCCCCCAUCCAGACCUAUCGGCAAUGUAGCUGCCCCUCAGACCAUUGUCAGGCCAAUGACAUGUAUAUUAGUCAGCUGAAAGAAGUUUUUGCCACUAGUGUUCCAAGUCGAAUUGCUGCUUUCUUUGGUGAGCCUAUACAGGGUGUGGGCGGGUCUGUUCAGUACCCUAAGGACUAUUUGAAAGAGGCCUACAAGCUUGUGCGUGAACGAGGAGGCGUCUGCAUUGCAGAUGAGGUCCAGACUGGGUUUGGACGUACAGGAAGCCACUACUGGGGAUUCCAAGGUCAUGGUGUUAUUCCAGAUAUGGUUACCAUGGCAAAGGGCAUAGGUAAUGGAUUUCCAAUGGGGGCAGUUGUCACAACUCCAGAGAUUGCCAGCUCAUUUGGAAAAGGAGUUCACUUCAACACAUUCGGUGGCAAUCCAGUGGCAUGUGCCAUCGGCUCCUCAGUGCUUGAUACAAUAGAGGAAGAUGGAAUCCAAAAGAUAAGUGCUGUUGUUGGCACGUAUCUGCUGGAAGAACUUGCAAAGCUGCGUGAUAAGUAUGAAAUCAUUGGUGAUGUACGUGGCAAGGGACUCAUGAUUGGCAUUGAGAUGGUCAAAGACAAGGCAAGUCGUGACCCUCUUCCCCCUGGUGACGUGGCUGAGAUCUUUGAGGGCGUCAAAGAUAUGGGAGUUCUUAUUGGGAAAGGAGGCGUGUAUGGACAGACCUUCAGGAUCAAGCCCCCCAUGUGCAUCACAAAAGAGGAUGCUGAUUUCUUCCUAGCUGUUUUCAAUCAGGCAGUGGUCAACUUCAUGGAGAGGAGAUGAAUGCCCCAGUGAGACUGGAAUGAGACCUGGUUUGGACACUGAUUUCUCCAGCAUAGAUAUGGUGUGGCAUGGGAUUACUGUUUAUAAAGCUUGAUGUGAAGUCCUAGCACAGCUGUAAGGUGCAUGCUACACUACUGACCGGUGAUUUGGUUUUAAUGUCAGGGCAGAAUAUUUUAAUUUCAGGAUCCAUGAUGGAAAUUAAAAUUAGCCAGAAUUUGUGACUUUCAGUAACAGACUUAUACUACAUUUACACAUCUACAGUCUGUAUUCACCUGAAAUCAUAUUUACAUUUUUUAUCUUUAAAAUCAAAGAUUGAAUUCGAUAUUAGAAGAAUAUCCAGUCUCUUGGCUCACAGCAGAAUAUGCUCUUUAAACCUGGCACCAGAACACCCAUCUCACAGGAAACACAAUAACUAAGCUAUUAAUGUAAAGCAGUCCUAGGGUAAAGUUCAUCAGCACAGUAGGCUGAGAUUACAGUCCAGAUUAAGCUAUUUUCUGUUAGUCUCAAUAGGAGCGAGGCUGUAGCAUCUGCAUCUGGAAGAGGUUACUACCCUUCCCCCUACCCCAACUCUUUAGAUUGAUUAUCUUUCAACCAGCAUCCAACACUAAAGUGCCUUUCAUUUGGACUCUGCGGGUAGGUGGAAAACAAUUAAACAAAUGAAUAAUGAAUGAAUUAACCUAAAAUUAACACUAAACUGUUUUGAAAACCUUGAUGCACUGUUUAUUCAAUAAACUGCCUGACAUUGUUUUUUA
This is a messenger RNA of Alosa alosa (allis shad), 2407 nucleotides long. RefSeq names its product alanine--glyoxylate aminotransferase 2 (gene agxt2). Lineage: Eukaryota; Metazoa; Chordata; Actinopteri; Clupeiformes; Clupeidae. Gene Ontology annotation, molecular function: L-alanine:glyoxylate transaminase activity; pyridoxal phosphate binding. The record is from RefSeq and is a predicted model, not a curated record. The transcript is spliced from 14 exons. Gene Ontology annotation, biological process: glyoxylate catabolic process. Gene Ontology annotation, cellular component: mitochondrion. Bases 99 to 1655 code for a protein of 518 amino acids.